CAGAGGACAAGAGAAAAGAGACCAAGUUGUCUGUUGUGGGAUUUCGUAGACCGCCCCAGCCACCAACGUCUGCGUUGCCGUCGGCAGCCCAGCCAUGAGCCAACCCAUCGCCCUGCCAUGAUUCGCCUCGAACUCGACUCAACUCUACUGAAAGACUGAUGAGCUGACGGACCGCUCUGGAGGGCCCAUUGGCGGGACUUUGCGGCGUUCAAGGAGGAGAGAUCGAAUCGCGAUGGCAGCCGGCAGGCAGAGGCAGCGGCGUCCGGCAUGAUCCGUUUGACGUACUCAACCUCGCUCGCUCAAGCUUGCUUUAACCUGCCAGGCCCAGCGUGCGUCUGCUUGUGUGCAAAAUACCUCGAACCUUGCUUCAUCAUCACUUCUGCACUGCUCUCUCUUCCUCUUGAUUUGUCCAUCUUUCAUCUGCAACGAGGGCCCCUCGUCCUCCUCCCCUCUUCUUUCUCUGCUGCAAGUACCCUCUAUUUCCAGCCCUCAGCGGUGCGGAAGAGACCCCUCUCUGAGGCUGAGGCGCACGACGGGCCUGCAUCAUCCCGCAUCGCUCUCUCUUCCUCCCUCUCUCUCCCGACAUCAGGGCCGCCCACUCCUCCCUCUCAACUCUCUUCUCUCAGAAGGGCGUGGCAGUGUCAGCGCUCAGAUCCCCCCAUCUUAUCCUUCUUUCGUCUCUGUCAUCACCACACACACACACACACACAGACGCACUUCGGUCUUUGCCUCCGCGGCCAUUCCCCAUCAUAUCGACAUCGGAAUCAAAGGCUUCCUCUGGCCAUCGCCUUCGACGACUGUCUGAAAUUCCACCGCUUGCGUUUGCCGCCCGGGCUUGGCGCCAAAAGCAACUUCGACGACUGCUGCCGCUGCGAGCGAGCGAGCUAGCCUGAUAGUAUUGCUCUCGAGCAUUCCGAACUUCUGCUUCAACGCACACGAGUCGAUCUUCUGCAACCUCUUCAUCAUUCCCGUUCCUCGUCAUCACUUGCAAAGACUACGAAGGCCUCAUCUUCACGGCAGCAGCGGCUACGCCACCCCCUUU
Molecule: messenger RNA, 1042 nt
Organism: Jaminaea rosea
Lineage: Eukaryota; Fungi; Basidiomycota; Exobasidiomycetes; Microstromatales
Exons: 1
Coding region: 268-888 (206 amino acids)
Source: RefSeq, a predicted model, not a curated record